Messenger RNA from Cornus florida, 1977 nucleotides. Its product is annotated as 3-epi-6-deoxocathasterone 23-monooxygenase CYP90D1. Gene Ontology annotation, molecular function: heme binding; iron ion binding; oxidoreductase activity, acting on paired donors, with incorporation or reduction of molecular oxygen, NAD(P)H as one donor, and incorporation of one atom of oxygen. The transcript is spliced from 8 exons. The coding region runs from base 258 to 1712 and encodes 484 amino acids. Gene Ontology annotation, biological process: brassinosteroid homeostasis; brassinosteroid biosynthetic process; sterol metabolic process. Lineage: Eukaryota; Viridiplantae; Streptophyta; Magnoliopsida; Cornales; Cornaceae. The record is from RefSeq and is a predicted model, not a curated record.
ACUGGAGGCUUUAGUAUGUGAUGACUCCUUUGAUCUCCCCAAACAUGCUCCCUCUUGUACACACUAACACAGCACAAAGACUCUCUCUCUCUCUCUCUCUCUCCAUCUCUCUCUUCUUUCACUCGUGUGCACAUACAACAUGCACAAUAAUUCCUCCAUCACCAAAAUAUAUAUAUGAGUACAUGAUUAACCGUAUAUAUAUAUACUUGAGAGAAGCACAGUGUCCAUUUUUUGAGCGGUGAAAAGUAUCUAAAAAAAUGGACAGUUUGUGGAUUGAUGUGUUUGUCACAACAAUCUUGAUCUUGUCCGCCAUAUUAAUCCUCAUCUACAGGGCCAUUAGAAACAGUGGUAGUAUUAGAUCAUCAUCAUCACCAUCAAGCUACAAAAAUCCACUUCCUUUAGGCACUCUUGGAUGGCCUCUCCUCGGCGAAACCAUCGACUUCAUCUCCUGUGCUUACUCUGACCGCCCCGAGUCCUUCAUGGACAAGCGUCGCACCAUGUAUGGGGAGGUGUUCAAGUCACACUUAUUUGGUAGUCCAACUAUAGUUUCUACAGAUGCAGAAGUGAGUAGAUUUGUUUUGCAAAGUGAUGCAAGGGCUUUCGUGCCGUCUUAUCCGAAAUCUCUGACUGAGUUGAUGGGGAAGUCUUCUAUAUUGCUCAUCAAUGGAAGCUUACAAAGGAGAAUUCAUGGACUCAUUGGAGCUUUCUUCAAGUCUCCACAUCUCAAAGCCCAGAUCACUCAUGACAUGCACAAGUAUGUUCAAGAAUCAAUGGCAAAUUGGAGAGAAGAUCGCCCCAUAUACAUCCAAGAUGAAACAAAAAAUAUUGCCUUUCAAGUAUUAGUCAGAGCAUUGAUUAGUUUGGACCCUGGUGGAGAAAUGGACUUUCUAAAGCAACAAUUUCAAGAAUUCAUAGCUGGUCUCAUGUCCUUGCCCAUAAAUGUACCUGGAAGUAGACUCCACAAAUCAUUACAGGCAAAGAAGAAAAUGGUUGAAUUAGUACAUAAAAUCAUCGAAGCUAAAAGGGAUGGUGGCUUAUCAAGUGUUCCAAAAGAUGUUGCAGAGGUCUUGCUCAAUAAUGCAAGUGAAGAGCUAACAGAUGAUCUGAUUUCAGAUAAUAUGAUUGACUUGAUGAUACCGGGAGAGGAUUCAGUGCCGGUUCUCAUGACUCUUGCUAUAAAAUACCUUUCAGAUUGCCCCGCUUCUCUCCAACAAUUGGUGGACGAAAACAUGGAGUUGAAGAGGCUCAAAGAGCAGCUUGGAGAGCCAUUGAAUUGGCGCGAUUACUUGUCGUUACCAUUCACACAAAAUGUGAUUACAGAAACUCUAAGGAUGGGAAACAUUAUCGUUGGGGUGAUGAGAAAGGCCAUGAAAGAUGUGGAGAUAAAAGGAUAUCGGAUUCCAAAAGGAUGGUGUGUUUUUACGUACUUCAGAUCAGUUCAUCUUGAUGAAAAUCUAUAUGAUUGGCCUCAGCAGUUCAAUCCAUGGAGGUGGCAAGAAAAAGAGACAAACAAUUGUAGCUUCACUCCAUUUGGUGGUGGACAAAGGCUGUGUCCAGGGGUUGACUUGGCCAGGCUGGAAGCUUCCAUUUUUCUCCACCACUUUGUUACUCAAUUCAGGUGGGUGGCUGAGGAAGAUUCAGUAGUCCACUUCCCCACAGUAAGAAUGAAGAAGAGAAUGCCAGUUUGGGUGAAUAGGAGAAGAGAAACUUGAGAUGCUUUGGGCUAAGAGGAAGUUCCAUACAAAAUUACAAAUGAUACAAAACAAGACCAUGGAAAGAAGAAGACAACGAAGGAUCAAACAAGAAAAAGUAGGAUGCCAGAAGGCACACGUGUGGUGGGCUUCUCAAGCUGACACACAUUAAAUUUGUCUUGUUUCUUAGCUAUAUAUAUUGCACAUAUGUAGACAAUUUAUAUAUCUAUUGAGAGGGACCCGUGAAAUUUUGGUUUGAUUUUUCAUUGAUUGCUUUGGAGCUUCA